Molecule: messenger RNA, 255 nt
Organism: Cylicocyclus nassatus
Lineage: Eukaryota; Metazoa; Nematoda; Chromadorea; Rhabditida; Strongylidae
Source: the annotation of a GenBank genome assembly
AUGAUUCUCUUCGACCCGCUGAUAUGGAUAUGUCCAGCGGUAUCAGCCGGCUAUAUGCCGACAGAAGAUGAUAAGCCAAUCAACACCAAAGUAAAAUGUGAAGACUCCUGCACCAGAGACUAUAGCCAAGGACCCCUUGGCUACAUCAACCGCACUUUCGCCUGCACUAUACUUUCUCCUGUCUGUGAUUCUGAAAAUAUGGAAUACUGUAGCCAGCGCAGGGGACCACCGAUCCAACACGUGAGCCGCUCUUAA